Messenger RNA from Penicillium macrosclerotiorum, 1476 nucleotides. Its product is annotated as M28 family metallopeptidase. The record is from RefSeq and is a predicted model, not a curated record. Gene Ontology annotation, biological process: proteolysis. NCBI's taxonomy places the organism in Eukaryota, Fungi, Ascomycota, Eurotiomycetes, Eurotiales, Aspergillaceae. The transcript is spliced from 2 exons. The coding region runs from base 1 to 1476 and encodes 491 amino acids. Gene Ontology annotation, molecular function: metalloexopeptidase activity; aminopeptidase activity.
AUGAAGUGGUUUAAUCUGGUCUGCCAUAUUUCUAUAGCCUUAGCUGGGCAUCUCAAUCCUCCAGUUUCAACGGUUGACUUCCCUUCUAUGAUAAAACUGGAGGAUCUAUUAGAGGGAUCCCGGCAACUUGAAAAUUUUGCUUAUUCCUACCCGGAGCGCAACCGUGUGUUUGGCAGCGCAGCGCAUAACGACACUGUUGAUUUUAUCUAUCGCGAGUUGAAGAAAAGUGGCUAUUAUCAUGUCUGGAAGCAGCCACAGGUACACACAUGGACAAAAUCAGAGUCCUCUUUGAUAUUCAAUGACGAUUCCAUUGAGGUGGCUGCCAUGACCUAUAGUCCAAGCGUCGAUGUUACUGCCGAAAUUGCUGUUAUCUUGAAUUCUGGAUGCAGUGUGGCCGACUAUCCCAAUGAUGUGGCUGGUAGAAUUGCCCUGGUCAAACGGGGAGAAUGCACUUUUGCAGACAAGUCACUGCUCGCCGCGUCUGCCAAUGCCGCCGCUGUCCUUGUGUUCAACAAUGUUGCAGGGAGCUUAAGUGGAACACUCGGCGCAGUGUCUAGUGACAACGGAUCCUUUUCUGCCAUUGCAGGAAUCUCCAAAGCCGAUGGUGAAAUAUUACUCGAUGCAGCGGAGAAGAAUACUGUGGUUGUGGCUCUUGAGAUAGACAGCCAAAUCGAGAACCGUACUACGUUCAACGUGAUUGCUGAGACGAAGGGCGGGGAUCACAACAACGUUGUCGUUCUGGGGGGUCACACCGACUCGGUUGAGGCUGGCCCGGGAAUCAACGAUGAUGGCUCCGGGAUAAUCAGUAAUCUUGUGGUAGCUCGAGCGUUGACAAAAUUUUCUGUCAAGAAUGCUGUGAGAUUUUGCUUCUGGACGGCAGAAGAGUUCGGCCUGCUGGGUAGCGAAUUCUAUACUGCGCAACUGGACUCCAAAGCCCUAGCGAAAAUCAGGCUUUACCUGAACUUCGAUAUGAUUGCCUCGCCCAACUACGCGCUUAUGAUAUAUGAUGGCGAUGGAGACGCUUUCAACCAGACCGGCCCAGAUGGCUCUGCCCAGAUUGAGGCUUUGUUUCAGGAAUACUUUACUUCCAUUAAUCUACCUUACAUUCCAACCGCGUUCGAUGGCCGUUCCGACUACGAUGGGUUCAUCUCGCGCGGAAUACCUGCUGGUGGCCUCUUUACCGGGGCUGAAGGUAUCAAGACUGAUGACGAGGCAAAAUUGUUUGGUGGUCAGGCCAAUAUAUCGUAUGAUAUAAAUUAUCAUGCUGCUGGAGACGAUUUUGCCAAUUUGAAUCACGAUGCAUUCUUGAUCAAUUCAAAAGCCACAGCUUUUGCCAUCGCGACGUAUGCAAACAGCCUUGCUUCAAUACCACCACGGACUCAGACAUCUACUAAGCGAGAAUGGAUGCGAAGGGAACUUGUAUCGCAUAUUCAUUCUAAAAAUACUGGGUGUUUCCACUUCCACGUCCUCAGAUAA